AUGAAAAUUUCACUGGAGCACGAAAUUUUGCUCCAUCCUAGGUAUUUUGGACCUCAGUUAUUAGAAACCGUUAAACAGAAAUUAUACGCUGAAGUUGAAGGAACCUGUACGGGAAAAUAUGGAUUUGUUAUUGCGGUUACUUUGAUUGACAAUAUAGGUGCAGGUUUAAUUUUACCGGGACAGGGUUUUGUUGUUUAUCCAGUAAAAUACAGAGCUAUUGUUUUUAGACCUUUCAAAGGUGAAGUCUUAGAUGCAGUAGUUACACAAGUAAAUAAAGUAGGAAUGUUUGCCGAAAUAGGACCUCUUUCAUGUUUUAUUUCUCACCAUUCUAUUCCAGCAGAUAUGCAGUUUUGCCCAAAUUUCAAUCCACCCUGUUACAAAUCAAAAGAUGAAGAUGUUGUCAUUCAGGCUGAUGAUGAAAUUAGACUAAAGAUUGUAGGGACUAGAGUUGAUGCUUCUGGUAUUUUUGCCAUUGGAACUUUAAUGGAUGAUUAUCUCGGCUUGGUCGGUCUUACGUCAGUUGUAGCCAAAAUGGCGACUGAUCGUUCUUUAGCGGACAGGGGAAUCGUUGAAAUUAAAAUGGGAAGAUCAAAAUUUCCUGGUAAACCUACAAAAAUAGGAAAUAGAAAAAGAGUGAAUUUAUCUAGUUGUUCUCUUCCUGAGGAUAAUGAUUCAAGCACUGCUGCUAAAAACAUAUAUUUAGGGCUGUCUAUGUUUAACGAAACAUUUGGCGACAACGAAACGAUUACGCCAGGUCCUUUUUACGGGUUUUCAUCGAAUGAAAUUGAUGAAGCCAUGGCAGAAGCAAGAUUACAACAAAAGGAAGCAGAAGUAGCACACAAAAAACAGGGAAUUGACAUAAAUUUUUGGGAUAGUUUUCAAAGUGAAUUAUUCUCAGUUUCAAGUUUUACUAAACAUAAACUUUUACCUGACAAUAACUGUGAAAAAGAAAGCAAAACUAUUGUUUCUUUUGAUGGUGGUGGUCUUCCAUUUGAUUUCCCAUUUUCACAUGACAAUAGUGAUAAUGAGCCUUCCAGAACUCUUAAUGUAAACGUUGUAGAAAAUAAUAAGGUACACAAAAUAAAUAAAAAAGUAAGGAUUUCUAGCAAACUAGAAAAAACAUCGAGUAAAAUUAAGAAACUAAGAGCACCUAGGUUUAAAUUCAAUAAAAAUAAAUUACAAUGCAGCCCUAUUGCUAAUCGUAGUUUGCAAAGCCAAGCAGCUAAAAAAUUGUUAAACAAAGCCAAAAUGACUAAUCUUUUGGAAAUCAAUAAGAAUCUUCCUGCAGACAAAAAAUUUAUACUUCCCAGUAGAAGUACUCAUUCGUCAAGAGUAAUAAAACCAAAUAAAAGAUUUUUUGAAGAUAAUAUCAUCAAAAAGAAAUACUUAAAUUCUCAAUCAUGCUUAAAUGCAACUGUUAAUAAUAAACAAAACCUCUUGGAAGAAUCUAGGAAAAAAUUUGAAACUAGAAAACUUCACUGGGAAAAUAAAUCAUCAGAAAAUUUAAACUUAUCAGAAUCUUCAAAUUCUAGUUCUAGUAAAUUUAUAUUAAGGGAAGCAAGGUUGCAGUUAGACAAGGAUAAAACUCAAACUAGUGUAUUAGAAGGUCCAUUUUCAUCACCAAAUUUAUCCAGCCUAUGUUCAAAUACCCAGUUAAAAAUUAACUUAAUGCAAUCAACUCCUGGUAAUAAGGAAUGUGCUGUAUGUGGGAUUGUUAUAUUUUGUAAAUUUGUUGAAAAACCUAAGGAAUUUGGAAUAUUUUGUUGUGAGAACUGUCAAAAAUUUAUAUGGAAAAUAAUUAAAUCGUUGGAAAGCAAGAAAGAUUUUAAAUUACAGUGUUUAAAAGGGAACGGUCUGUGUGAAAUAGUUAAUAUUAUGAAAGCUCAACAUUUUAAUGUUAUUGAAUCGUCAUACAGUACAAAGUGCCAGGCGUGUUGGUUGAAAUUGUGUUUAAAAAAUUUUAAAAUGCCAAAUAAAUUAAAACAAAAUUUAUUAAAAGUGUUACCAGUAAAUAUGCAAAUUAAUCUCAGUUUGGAUUAUGGCCCUACCUCAAGUGAUACAUCAUCUAGCAAAUUCAGAUUUAGUGCUAAAAAUAUGAAACAUUUUAAGUGGUUUAAUGAAAAUAAUAGUCAAGAAAUAAGAGCUGUUAACAAAAACAAUAUUAUAGAUCUUCCUUGGUCAAAUAUUUCCGAGUCGAAUAUUUUAAAUAAAAAAGUUUUAAGAAAAAGAACGAAAAAUGGUGAAAAUACUGUUCAGUCGAAUAUUUUUUUGGGACAAAAUGAAAAAAUUAAAAGUGUAAAUGAUAAAAAUAGGCAAUCGAUUGUUUUAAAAGGGCCAAGAGUGAAACAUGUAUGUCGAAGUGCUUCUGUAGCUUUGGGUCAGCCAUUAGCUACUUUUCCCACAGACUUAGGUUCGAAAAAGAAAAAAACAAAUGAAAGUUCAGAAGAUUGUAACAAAUGCACCACCAGUCCAUCACCAGAGAGCAAUGGAGUCGAAUGUCAGGAAGUUGAAUUUUUUAGUGAAAAUGUAGUCGAUUCAAAAGAAGAAGGAAAAGAAAAAAAAUUAAAUACUUUUAAAGAAACAACAUGUAAUUUAAAGGAGGUUCAAGUUAGUCGGUUAAAUAACGGAGUGAAGUCAAAAAAGAAGACAAAUAUUAAAAUUGAAAAUCCCGUUUCUAUGGAUUUUUGGGAAAGUUAUGAUCCCGAUGAAAUUUGUGAAACUGGAUUUUGUUUGAUUGGGUCUGAAGACUUUAGUGUACGCGCGUUAUGUUUUCUUUGUGGUAGCUCAGGACAGGAAAAGUUGAUUCAUUGUGCUUCAUGUUGUGAACCAUAUCAUGAAUUCUGUAUUGAUGAAGCUCAACUUAAACUUCAAAAUAAUACAUGGAAAUUCGAUUGGGUUUGCCCGCGUUGCACGGUAUGUUUCACUUGUGGAAAAACUUCCGGCCAACAACUAAAAUGUGUAAAAUGUGAUAACUCGUACCACAUAGAAUGUGUAGAUAGAGUUGGAGGAAGGUUACUGCAUUCACCCGAUCGUCCAUGGGUGUGUUCUAUUUGCCUGCGAUGUAAAAGUUGUAAUGGAGUUGAUGUAUCAGUAUUUGUAGGAAAUCUUCCUUUGUGUAGAGCUUGCUUCGUCUUGCGACAAAAAGGAAAUUUUUGUCCACUUUGCCAAAGGUGUUACAACGACGAUGAUUAUGAUAGCAAAAUGAUGGAGUGUGGACAAUGCAAGUGUUGGGUUCACGCCAAAUGUGAGGGUCUAUCAGAUGAAAAAUAUCAAGUGUUAAGUUUUUUACCAGAAUCAGUAGAAUAUGUUUGUCGCAUGUGUUGUGUAAUGCCUCCGGCACCUUGGUGGAUAGCCGUGGAAGCAGAAUUAAAAAGUGGCUAUUUAGGAGUGUUAAAAGCAUUAAGUAAAAAUCGCAAAGCGUGUACGAUGCUAAAAUGGAGCCCUCGAAAACAGUGCACAUGUCGACCUGUAGAAUAUACUUCCAGAGCCUUUGAUUUAGAUGUCCUAAAUAGAACUUCAAAAAUGUUAGAUGUUGAGUUGGAGGAAAUAUCUAAUUCUGAAAAAGAAAUAAAUGAAAAGAAAAAAAUUCACGAAGAGAAAGAAAUGAUUGAAAAAUACCAACCAGCUAUUUUAUCGGAAAGAAAAACUAGUAUAGAAGUUAUAAAUCAUCCGACGGAAUCUUUAAAGUUAACGUUGAAAAUUAUGAAAAAUUGUGAUACAGAAACUGAAAACAUCACAGAAUCGACGACGAAAGAUAAAUCAGUUAAAGACAUUUUUGACGAUGAGAAAUUACAAGAAAAUUCAGAAAGAGUAAAAAACUUAAUUGCUAAUCAAAAAUUUUCCGAUAAUUCUCAGUCGGUUAAUAGGAAAAUUUCUCCUUUCGAGUACAAUAAAGUUAAUUCUUCAAAUUCGGGGAACACUCUUGAUUCUGAUGCUGGCAACAGUGCAAAGGAUAGAUCAUCAAUUUAUGAUCAAAAUUGUUUUCAGCUGUCUUCGUUAGAAACAAAUAAAGCAAACGGUGAUAUUUCAGUUAAUCUUUUAGAAGGAACACGAGAAUGCGUUUGUUUUUUAGACGUGGAAAGUUAUAAUAGUCGAAGUAAACCUUUUUCUCCGAAUUUAAUGUCAAUCAAGAAAAAAGUUACGACUUCUGAGUACUCGUCACUUCAUCAAUUUCAUCAGGAUAUGGAGAGAAUGAUUGCCACCUCUCACUCAACUGAACUCAUGGAUCUGUAUCAUCAAACAAUCAGAGAAAUUUUUCCUUGGUUCGAUCCCAAAUUUUCUAAAGUUCAAAAUAGUUCUCAAAAAGUGUCUAGCAUAAAAUCUGCUGAAUCUACUCCUGUUAAAAGCACUCCGAAAAAAAUUAUUCCCGAGGAAGAAUGUAAAAUUCCCAAAUAUAAGUUAUACGAUCAACCAUUGGAUUACUUUUAUAGUGACUACACCGUACAAGAUACAAGGAUUUGCGUGAUGUGUAAGGUUGUAGGCGAUGGACUUCCCGGACAUACUGGAAGACUAUUGUAUUGUGGUCAAAAUGAAUGGGUUCAUUGUAAUUGUGCUUUAUGGUCCGGAGAAGUUUUUGAAGAAAUUGAUGGAUCUCUUCAAAAUGUUCACAGUGCUAUCAGCAGAAGCCGGUCUAUAAAAUGUCCAGAAUGCAAUUUAAAGGGUGCCAGUAUAGGUUGUUGUGCACGGAGCUGUCAAGAGACAUAUCACUUUAGUUGUGCGAAAAAACUGGGUUGUGCUUUUAUGGAUGACAAAACAAUGUAUUGUCUUGCACAUUUAAAGGAUGUAAAUAAUAAAUUAGUGCAAAACGAAAAAGAAUUUGAAAUUCGUAGACCGGUUUACGUCGAAUUAGACAAAAGAAAAAUGAAAACUGCUGAUAGCUGCCAAAUACGCUUUGUUGUUGGUUCACUUCACGUUAAUAACUUGGGAAAAUUUGCUGGUAAAUUAUCAGAUGAAACGAAAUCCAUUAUUCCGGAUCAAUUUAGUUGUACCCGAUUAUUUUGGUCUUGCUUCGAGCCUUGGCGAAUCGUUCGAUAUCAUUUUAGCGUCCGCCUCGUGGAAGCAGAAAAUACUCAAGGUGUGGACACGGGAAUUAACUUAACGGUAGAUCAUUCGAAAGACCCGGAACUUGUCGAAUUAAAAUUAAAACAAUUAAAAUAUUUUCAAGAAAAUAAUUCAUUUUUAGAAAUCAAUGAGAAAUUGGUGGAAAAUCAACUUGGUGAAAAACGUAAAUUAGUUGAACUCAAAGCCAAGUGUGAUAAAAUAAAAAUUUCGGAUUCUAAUUCGCCUAAAAAAGAUAAAAAGAAUCAAAAAGUAGUUCGUAAAAUAUUAGACCAAUAUGAUUUCAAAGAUGAUGAAAACUGUUUGUCGGACAAUCAAAAUACGGCAGAUUUAUUACCGCCGGAUGUUGAAGAAGCCAUUUUUAAAGAUCUUCCUCAUGAUAUCCUGGAUGGCAUUUCAAUGCAGGACAUAUUUAUGGACAUUAAAAAUUAUGAAUAUAAUUCUAAAGAGAAUUCGGAAGAAUUAUACGAAGGAGAUGAUAAUUUAUUUAAUUCCUUAAAUAAAAUUCACAAAAAAAAUGAAAAUAUUCAAAAUGAAUCAAUAUGGACGGAAUCAAUAGAUUGUAAACUGGAGGUUAUCGGCGAAACUUCAUUAGUUUCAAAAUCACGUAACGUAAAAAGAAAUAGAACGGAUGACUCGUUAUUACUUCCUUCCAAAAAAUCUACAACAUUAAAAACUUAUCAAAAAUCUACGAAUUUAAAUAGAAAUUACAAAUGUGAAAAUUUUAAUAACAAGUGGAAAAAACAUUCGAAAUGUCACGUCACGGUUAACCUUUUAGAACCUCAAGAAAGGGGUAACAUGCUUCAAGAAUUAAAAUUUACAGACGGUUUAGUCUCCAUCACCACUGGAGCCAUCGGUUCGAUGAAGGAUUUAAAAUCACGUUUGGAAGACAAUAAGCGGUCGAUACAAGAAGAAGGAAAAGAAAAUAAGUUUUUAGCGUGGCAAACGCGUCUUCAACCCAGACUUCUUCAAGUGGAUGGCGGAGUCGAUUCUUCAAGUAGCGGAAGCGAAGCUGGAGAAUCUCCUCAAAGGAUGACCGAAGAAAGUGUUACUUCAAAACUCGUAGAUUCAUCUUCUCAAAUAUUAGAUCCUUUAUAUUCAAUAAAAAGUUCAAAUGUACCUGAAUUUCAAAAUUUUUCAACUUCGGAAAAUUCACAUCAUUCAAAUAAGUCUUCUGUUUCUUUUUCCAAAGGAAAUACCGAUUCGAAUUCAUUUAUUUUACCUCAAGUGGAUGGCGUAGAGGAUUGCAAUAGUGAUGUUAGUGAUUCUGAAAUUCAAAAUUGUAAAAAGUACAGUUUGAAAGAAAUUCAAAAUUUUAAUAAGGUAAUGGUGAGAAAGAGAGAUUUAAUAAAUGUUUUUGAUUUAAAUUAUAAAAUAGUUCAGUGCGACGGAGGAGUAGAUUCAGAAUGCGAAGAAGAAACUUUUAAAAAUUGCAAUUUAAGUGAUGGCUCUGUUUAUCCGCUUGUAGCUAAAGUUGAAGAAGAGCCUGUGAAAUGCGGAAAGUGCCGAUGUACUUAUCGCACUAAAAUAAGUUACCAAAGACAUUUGGAAUCUUGUACUAGUGAUUUUAUACUAUCAUCAAGCGAGGCAGAAAUGAGCGAUGAAGAAAGUCCUAAAAGACAUUUUAAUAAUAUUUCUUUAAAACAGAAAUCCGAUAACAUCAAUGCACUUGCGAUUCCAGCCAAAACAACAAACAAAGAACAUUCGAAAAAAAACAUUUCGUACAAUUCACAUUUAGCUAACGAUUCAUUACAAAUAUCUAGUCAUUUAAAUCCAAUUAAUUUUGAAAAACCCGAAGUCAAAAAAGAAAAAGUUAAAAAAACUUACACCAGAAGAAAGGUACCAACUGCAACGAAGAAAAACUCACCUGUAAACAAUAAACAACAAGUUCAACAGAUUUUACUUCAACAGCAAUCAGCUGCUGCUGCCCCUGCAUUGAUCGUUCAAGAUGUUACCGGCUCGAAUUUAAUGUCAACGGCUUACAUCGAUUCCACUCCUACUUUGGGAUACCUCGCAGGAAUCGAAUCUCAACAUUUUUUAAAUAAAACUCAAUUGAUUUCUACUCCCGGAGGAGUUAUAUCAGGAAAUUUUCAUGUGCCUUCUCCUUCUGAAUCUCAGGUUUUGGGAGGAUUAUGUUUGAAUACGCAAAACGUACAAAAUAAUUUUCCGGGUUUUAUUAUUCAACAGCAACCAAAUAUACAAGGUCCCGUGUUGUCUUCGCAAAAUAGUCCUGUUAUACUCUCCAAUGAACAACUCAUGGUCGGAUCAACUGAUUCUUACAACGUUUUUCAAGAUCCACGAACCGGAGGCAUGUUUUUAACGAGUCGCAACGCUCCAGUUUUUUACAACAUGGAAACCAUUGUCAGCAAUACCGUAAUGCAAACCAAUCAGUUUGUUUCGAACGUUUUGGGUACAACGUUUUCGCAAACUUCAACGCAAAUAUUUCAAGCAAGUGAAAUGGAGCAAAUAGUGAACGUGCCAUCGAAUUACAUUUUAGUUAAUUCCAAUCAUGCCGGUGCCAAUCGAUUGUUUCCCAGUAAUGAUUUACUAUGCGUUCAAACCCAGCCUACUUUUAUACAAAAUCAAACUCCCAUCCAAUUGGGAAGUUCGAAUCAAACGGUACAACCUAGUCAAAUAUUCAAUCCUUCCAUACCCACCGCACAAAUUCUAAAUUUUGAUCCGAAAACAUUACCUAUUCAAAAUAAUUCGUUUCGUUGCCUGCAACCCGUUUGUCCGCCAAUUAUUUUGGGAAAAGUUUCAAACGGUUUAAAUAAUAACGUAGUUAAUUCUACGGUGCCGCAGGUUUUGCAAAAAACUCCUGCCUCUACUCCAACAAUUGUAAAUCCUGUUGUCACAUCAAAAUCUGUCCCGACAAUCAAACCUCAACAAUUGAACGGAUUUUCCAGUUCACAAAUGACAAAACUCCCAGUGAAAAUUCCUGAAAAACCUGCUAUACCAUUAAAAUCCAAUCCCCAAUCGCAAAUACAAUCAAGAUCUCGAGCUUUGGUUGAUUACAUUAACAAUUUCAGAUCAGAAGCAAAUGAAACACUUUUGAAAAGUGCUCAAGUUCAGAAUAAGACUAAAAAUAAUAUUUGCGAUAAAUCCUCAUCGCAAUCGUACAAUUUGAAUUCCUCCAAUAAAUCAAUUAAUUUAAAUACUUGUAUUUCGACACAGCAGAAGGUUAUGCAAAAUCAAAAUAACUUUCAUAAAUCUUCAAGUCUUUCUACGGAAUUGGUAAAUCCUUCUUGCAAAACGGAAGUGAAGUCAACAAAUAAUUUGAAAAUACCGAAAAGUGCAUCGUCUGAAUUAUUAGUAACAAAAGCAGAAAUUCAAUCACCUGCAUCGUUGAAAUCCGAAAAAAUUAUUCUACCUGCAAAACCUUUAGCGGCGAAUGAGCCAAUACCUUCUGUGAAAAAUUUCAAAAUAAAAAAUGAAAAAAUUACAUCUUGUACGAAAACUGAAGAGAGCUGCCCGAGGCGUGAAUCUUCUUUAAUAUCGACUUCUGAAGAAACUGAAAAAUCGCCUUGUGCCGGAGUGAAAAUUUUUCAAAAUUUACCUCCAUCGAAUUUUGAAAUGCAAGAAAAGGAGGAUGGUUCGACUGUGCCAGAUUCGAAAAAUAUCGAAAUUUCGAUGCACGAAGAUUCAAGGCCCGUGAAAGACGAAUACCCGAAACAAGACAACAAUACCAAUCACGUUUUGCCUUUGCAAGAGAAUUGCCAAAAAAUCAACAUAAGUCCUAAAAAUAAUAAUGUAAAAUCUUCUCCCAAAGGUCAUUCGAAAGACGGUGAAAAUUUAUUUUUAAAACAAGAGGAAAAUUAUAAAAUAAAAAGGAAAAUAAAUUUUCUCGAUCAAAACUCGUUCGAUUCGAAAAGUCUUGGAAUAAAUGAUAAAUUUGAGUCACCACCGGAUAAGGACGCGUCUGAAGUCGUGGCCGACGAGAAUAUUUCCUUUUCGAAGAAAUCGAUCGAAGAAAAAGGUCCGAAAUUAAUAUUCGACGUCAUUUCCGACGACGGAUUCAAAAAAUCAUCGUCUUCGAUGGCGGAACUCUGGGCGAACAUUUGCGACUCGGUUCAAGAAAUGAGAGCCAUGUUAAAAAUCCCAUCGUUGCCUCUGACUAAAAAAGACUACGAAAUACUAGGAAUGCAAAAUCACGGUCUUCAACAUUGUCUCGAACAACUUAAAGGAGUUGAAAAUUGCGUCAAUUAUAAAUUCAAAUAUUUUACGAGGGAUGACUCGCGAAGAGAUUCAGAAGACGAAGUGAAAGAAAAUCCUUCGGGAUGUGCGAGAACGGAAAAAUUCACCAAUCGAAAAGAAUACGACAUGUUUGCCUGGUUGGCGUCGAAACAUAGAAAAUUACCCAAACUAACCGAGUCGGCCGAAGAAACUUUGUGUUCGAUCAGGAGAGCGAAUAACUUACCCAUGGCGAUGAAAUAUCGAAACCUGAAAGAAACGUCGAAACUUUACGUGGGGGUUUACAGGUCGCAAAUACACGGCCGCGGAUUGUUUUGCUUGAGAGAAAUCGAAGCUGGAGAAAUGGUCAUCGAGUACGCGGGAGAAGUGAUAAGAGCGAAUUUGAGUGAUAAGAGAGAAAAAUAUUACACGGAAAAAGGAAUCGGUUGUUACAUGUUUAGAAUCGACGAUCAUUUCGUCGUGGAUGCUACAAUGAAAGGAAACGCGGCGAGAUUUAUCAAUCAUUCUUGCGAGCCGAAUUGUUAUUCGCGGGUCGUCGAUAUUUUGGGUAAGAAACACAUCGUUAUAUUUGCACUGCGGAAGAUAAACAUCAUGGAGGAAUUAACGUACGAUUAUAAAUUUCCGUUCGAAGAUGAAAAAAUAUCCUGCCAUUGUUUGUCGAAGAAAUGUAAAAAAUAUUUAAAUUAA
Molecule: messenger RNA, 9936 nt
Organism: Pediculus humanus corporis (human body louse)
Lineage: Eukaryota; Metazoa; Arthropoda; Insecta; Psocodea; Pediculidae
Product: mixed-lineage leukemia protein, mll, putative
Exons: 11
Coding region: 1-9936 (3311 amino acids)
Biological process (GO): positive regulation of DNA-templated transcription; DNA-templated transcription
Cellular component (GO): histone methyltransferase complex; nucleus
Molecular function (GO): protein binding; histone H3K4 methyltransferase activity; zinc ion binding
Source: RefSeq, a predicted model, not a curated record